AUGUCUGAGCGAAAGGUCCUCAACAAGUAUUUCCCACCUAAUUUCGAUCCUUCGCAGAUCCCAAGGCAGAAGAAGCCAAAGGAUCUUCAGCACAAGGUUAGACUGAUGGCCCCUUUCUCCAUGCGAUGUGAGAGCUGUGGCGAGUACAUUUACAAAGGAAAGAAAUUCAAUGCAAGAAAAGAAACUGUCGAGGGCGAAGCAUAUCUUGGCAUCAAAAUCUUUCGAUUUUACAUUAGAUGUCCCCGUUGCUCGGCUGAAAUUACGUUCAAAACAGAUCCAAAGAAUACCGAUUAUCUUGCAGAGAAUGGUGCAAGUCGUAACUUCGAGCCAUGGCGUGGAGAGGGCGGAGAGGAUGAUAAGGGAGGUGUCGAUGAAGAAGAAGAGGAAAGAGAAGAUCCAAUGCAGGCGCUAGAGAAUCGAACACUGGACUCAAAAAGAGAAAUGGAAAUUAUGGAUGCUCUAGAUGAAAUCCGAACAAGAAAUGCUCGAAGUGAGCGUGUAGAUGUAGAUGACGUAUUGGAUAAGUUUUCAGAAGAAGAUCGGGAGCAAAUCCAGUUAAGACUGACUGCAGAAGAACAAGAGGAUGAAGAAGUCACAAUAUCAUACUUCAAGUCAGGGGAUGGUGAACGUGUGCGAAAGCUGUCAGAUACAAUAGAGCCGGAUGCAAUUACACUUGUCAACCAGUCUGAGGCAGCGAAGGCACUGACUUCAUUUAAGGCAUCAUCAUUCUCACAGCAAGCUAAACGAAAGAAGGAGACUGAGAAACAUAGUCUUGGGCUUGUGAAAAAAAAAGCAGUCUAG
Molecule: messenger RNA, 801 nt
Organism: Phycomyces blakesleeanus NRRL 1555(-)
Lineage: Eukaryota; Fungi; Mucoromycota; Mucoromycetes; Mucorales; Phycomycetaceae
Exons: 4
Coding region: 1-801 (266 amino acids)
Biological process (GO): mRNA splicing, via spliceosome
Cellular component (GO): U2-type catalytic step 1 spliceosome
Source: RefSeq, a predicted model, not a curated record